Porites evermanni is the source of this 14106-nucleotide messenger RNA. The record is from the annotation of a GenBank genome assembly. NCBI's taxonomy places the organism in Eukaryota, Metazoa, Cnidaria, Anthozoa, Scleractinia, Poritidae.
AUGAAGUACCUACCUCUUGAAGAAGACGUGGCUACCAAGCUUCACGUGCGUUAUUGCUUCGGUCAAUUCUUGUUUGGGUGCUUAAGAUUAAACAUUUCAAUUUAAAAUGCUCAUUUUAAGGAAUUGAUGAUGGACGUACAGUUGAAACGUAAAAAGAGGAAAUUGUUGAAACGAAAGCUGGGCCCCAUUGAUGGAGCAAUCGACAAAGGUAAGAGAGGCUAGAUGAUCCGCGCUGGUAUGCUCCGAAGUUUAAUACAGCUGUCCGUUGAAUCUGCCUUGAAUCCUAUCACAGUUCAGUUCAAUUUUGCAGGCCCGAAAGCAAAGAAACAAAAGGGUACAAAGAAAAGUCGAGGAAAGUUAGAAGAAAUUGUUAACAAGGUCGAACAAGGUACACCAGAAUUCUUUUGCCACAAUAUUCUAUCUUAGCUUACGUUUGGGUAAUAAUGUUCUGAACUGUUUUACUACUUAUCCAUCAUAAUCAAGCACCAGCUCUUCAAAACGUGUGCAGGUUUUCAGUGGUAAAUUAAUGGACUGAUCAUGAAUGAAUAUAAUUGGUUCGAAGCCGAUUAAUAAUUCUUUUUAUUAUUCCUUUUUCUAGAAAAUGGUGAUCAGGUUUCGACCAAUGAUGAGUCGCAGCCUGAACAAAAUGGUAAGUAGUCAUGAUUAAUCACAAAGUAAUAUGCUGCAAAAUUACUUGGUAUCAUCACAGGUAGCCCAAGCUCGAAAUAUGAGCAUCACAUGAUGCUCAUAUUUUGAGUUUGGGCUACCAGUGGUAUCAUUUUUGAACAAACCCAUUAUCUUUAAUGAGGUAACCUGUUACAAUCAAACCCAGUUAAUACAGACACUGAGGGGACCAUAGAAAGUGUGCGUAUGGAAGCCAGUGGCUUCGCCCCAUGGUGAGUUCACCCUCAACUAGUUUGCCCCAUACCACUGAUCAAUCAUAUUAGCACAUAGUGAAAUAGCCUCAUUUAGAGUUUACACCACAAUCCAUCACCCAUUUCAAUUUUAACUACCGUACUCACCUUGUACCAAAAGAUUGUUUUGAUGUAAACCGUUAUCGGCUGAAGCUUUCCAUACUUGACAUAACCUUACUUUUCCAACUUUUUGCAUGUGAAGUGUCGGCAGAGGUCAGUUGUUCGAAAUGGCUUUAAUUGAUCCAGUUUGACUCAAUUUCACUUCACUCUUUGAUUACAAACGCAACUUAAACAUUUUAAAGGGGAUGCUGUUUUCACGCAGUUUUUUUUAUCAAGGUCAUUGAUUUCGAGACAACAGUUACGGCCAACCAACCAUAAAAUUUCCUAACUUUGAUUAGAGAUUUCCUUCGAUAACCUAAGCCAAUUCACAGGUAUGCUUUAAAUAAAAUGUAAAUGUGUGAUUUGACUAGAGUUUGGAGUUAUACCAUUCCAUGGUGAACUUAGAAAGUAGGGGGCGAACUUGUAGGGGGCUAAUUCACUAGGGGAUGAACUCACUGAUAUCUGUCCGUAUUAACAGGGUGUCCUUAUUAAGCAGGUUGAGUUUUGAGAAUAUGUAGGGGUUUUCUUUCCCCAGGGAUAAAGCAAACUGUCCGUAAUAAUGAGGUGUCCGUAUUAAGCGGGUGUUUAUAAAGUGGGGUUUGCCUGUAUUUUUUUAAAAUUUGUAUUGAAGUGCUGAUCAGUAGACAUUUGUUUUGAAUUACUCUUUUUUGGUAAUUUCAAUUAUCAAUUUCCUUUUGAAAACAGACCUCUUUUUCUGUGCAUUUUUUAAAAACUAUCUCAGAAGUUUAUUAGUUCAACACUGAGAUUUUAAGAUUAUAUGACAACUUCAGUUGCUAUGACAACUUAAACAGUAAACUGUACUCAGUUCUUAGUAGACAUACAGUGACUAGUAAUGAUUUUUUCUGAAUCUUUUAAUGUAGGUACCAAAUCCACUCGUAUAUCAGAUGGUGAUAGCUUAGAGCCUGCCACAAAAAAGAAAAGGACUUCAUAUGAGAGUGUGAGCUUACCUGAAGGUAGGUACAGUGUAGUGUUAAGUUACAUAUACAGUACAAUGCUGUUAAUACAAACACCAAGGGGACAUCUGCCAUAGUGUCCGCUGGGUGUCCAUGUUAGGUAGGGUCUCUAAAAAAAAUGUCAUGGACACGUUUUAUUGAUAUAAAGAUGCAAAGGAUCAAUGACUGAAGCAAAAAGCCAAGGUAGUGGAGCUUGGGUUCUGAUAGGAGAAGGAAAACUUUAUUAACAGACUACAGUAAAUGGGUCAAACAUCUGAAGAAAGGUGGACUAAUUAAAGAGGCCCUGUUAGGGUUAAAUUCCCACAAGUGACAUGGCUAUAAAACUGCGACACAAGACAAGAUGAAGUAGUAACAAACAACAUGAAGAUGAGCUAAAUACUGACAGGGACAUGGCUUUCUCUUCAAAACAUGAAACAAUUGUAUUUGAAAUUCAGACUAGGGGCAUAUGUAACCCAGUUAAAGGGGCCUCAUCAAAAUCAAACAUGUCCCAAUUUUUUGAUUAUGUUUUGUUAAAAGUACAGUCAAAGCCUGCUAAUACAAUGUACGGACACUGAAGUGUCUGUAUUAAGUGGGUCAUGUUUUUAAAGUCAAAAAUACACCUUUAAGUUGAUCAAAAUACUACAGAUUCUGAAGUAAAACAGGACACUAGCAUCAUCAAACUAAACACCUCUAAACUUCACCACGCUGUUAUUCCACGGACUGCUCCAUGAAAACACUCAAAAGUCUCGAGUCGCUCAUUAUACAUUACGUAAUCAAAAACCGUUCUCUCCACAGGGGGGUUCGAUUUUAAUAAGAUCAUGUUAAUUACCUGUUGAAAUCUUUCAUUAUUUGAACAGGGUACAGUGUCUACUCUAAGUACAUAAUAAUUUUUAUGACUUAAAUAUAAAAGGCGGUUAGUAGAUAAGCAGUGUCCGUAAAGUGGGAUUGAUGACAUAUGAAAGUUGGUGUCUGCCUGACCUGGGACACAGAAAAGUGUCUGUUGUUGGUAUUAAGUGGGUUAAUUUUAGAGAAAAUAUAUGAGCUUUUCAUCGUGUCAAACAAGACUGUCGGUUAUAUAUAUAUAUAUGGGUGCUGUACAUGCACAAAUUUAUACUUCUAUUGGUUAAGGUAGUGGUACAUAUAAAUUACCUGCACUGGCAACCCAGUUGUCCAGAGCUUACUGUAGAUUACCCUUUUGUCAAAAUUUAUUUUUAAAAAAGGCAAAAAAAAUUAUCAAAAGUGUCAUACAAAAUAAUGUAAUCCUAAAGUGGUCUCAUUUGAAUGGUUACAUCCACAGGGUGUUCAGGGCUCGAACUUAACUUUUUAGUCCACUAGCAAAGUUUUGCUAGUAAGAUUUUUCUUUACUAGUAAAAGUAGGAAUCUCACUAGCUAUAUUUCAAUGCAGCCAUUUUCCCUUUGAGGACUAAACCAAUGUAAAGAUUAAUUUCAGCGAUCUGAAAAUUAAAAAUAAAUUGAAAAAAAUGUGUAUCAAAGCGUUAAUUUUGUGGUCUCCUUUGCCGCUGUCCUGACAUCCACCACCUAUUUACUGCAGCCCUUGGGUGAUAAUCAGCUUGUUUCUUUGGCCCCUCAAUUUUUACUCUCAUCAGCAUGUCCAUGGUAUCGUUCCCCAGUGUACAACGCCAGUCUGACUUGACCCUUUUCAUUGUGGAAAAUCCUCGUUCACAUGAGGCAUUAGCCAAGGGAUAUACUGAUGUUAAAUGGAUAACCUUCAUGAUGUUGGAAUAGUUAUUCCUUUCUACAUCCUCCUGGCUGAUUCUCUGCCAUAGACUCAGUGGGUGUAAAAAUCGAGGUCGAGGGCCUCUUAAAAAAUGCGGUUAUUUUAGACAUAUCUUCAAACAAAAGCUGAAAACCUCACAAAGAUGAAAAUCACCAAAUCAACUCUGUGCUCACCCACGAAGAACGCAAACGCGCAGCUAAAUUGAGCAUAGGUUAUACAUAAAACCACUGACCAGUGACUGACAUGAAACCUGCAUUCUUUCUCGUAAUACUCAAUGUUUUCGUGGUUUUUUGCCACAAAAUUCUCCAACAGCGUUUAUUUUUUUAAUCGAAAUUCUACUGGAAAAAUACCGGUACUCGCAAAUGUUUGCUAGAGGAUAUUUUUUAGACUCGCAACUUCAAAAAACCACUCGCAUUUCGCGAGUUUGCGAGUGCUAAUUUCGAGCCCUGGGUGUUGUUCACAAACAUAGUUCUAAGUAAUGUCAGAAGUACUUUUCUUGUCUAUAUGAAUGUUAACUGUGUCUGCAGGGUUGUCACUAAGAUUUCAAGUUGCCGAGUAAAUACAACAGGUAGGCAGGGAAUCAAACGGCUAGGGAUUUCUUUUGGUUCUAUUUUUCUUCCAUUUUCCAAUAAAAGUAGCCCCGGGCCACACUCUUAGUAGCCGGGGAAAACGGCCCCCGGCUCUUGAUGACAACCCUGGUCUAUGAGCAGUUACCCUAAGCAAGGCCUUGACAAUGUAUUACAUGCACAUGUAUUUGGUCCUUGAAUCUUUUUACCAAAGAGUGGGAAAAAUAAUUGAGUUGAUGCUUUUUUAUUGAUUUUUUUUUUCAGAUGUGACAGUUCCAGGUAGUAAAGAGUUCAAGUCACUUGAAGGAUUUGUGAGUGACAAGACACUCAAUGCAAUUUCUGACAUGGGCUUCACUACCAUGAUGGAAAUACAGCAUAAGAGUAUUGUACCACUGCUGAAAGGAAGGUACAUUGUUGUUCUGGAAAUUACUAUACUGUUACAGCUGACAUUUCACAACGCCAGCACUGAUUUCCACUCGAAAUGAUGUCUGAGCACAUGUGCAGAGAUUCCAUACUACCCAGAUCUGCAGGGUUGUCACUAAGAUUUCAACUUGCCGGGUAUAUGCAGUUAGAAGGUGGGGAACUGAACAGCCAGGGAGUUCUUUUGGUCUCAUUUUCCUUUUGUUUCCUAGGAAAAUAGCCAGGGGUCAUGCUCAUAGUACCCAAGGGAAAUCCCUGGCCCCUGGCCCUUAGUGACAACCCUGCAGAUCUGGGUACUGCUUCUGAUUGGACAAAGAAAAUUUUCGACCAAUCAAACUCACUACCCAGAUCUGGGUAGUGAUGGGUCAUCAGUAUGGACAUUUUAUGCUUAUUCCUCGGCAUCAUUUUGUGGGGAAACAAGUGGUGGCAUCAUAAAAAGUUGGCUGUUUUCUUAAGCUAGAAAAAAUGGACUUCAGUAUAACUCAAGUCAAAAGAGGUGCAUGAAAUAAGGCCCUGGGUGACACUAGUUGUUUUUAGUGCCAUUUUGUGUGUGUUUAUCCAGUACCACCCACAUUCCCUCGACAAGAACACCUCUAUGGAAAUUAUUGCAGUAGUUAUGAGCUGUUUGACGUUUGUAGAAUUUAAGGUCAAUUUUGUUUGUAGGUCUUGUGGCAAAAUAAUAAUGUUCUAAGCAAAAUUGGAUCCAUAUGGGUUGAGAUCUUUAAAUGAACAGCUGCCACUGAAGAUUGCAGUUUUAUAAAUUAAUAUAAUGCACCAAAGGGUCAUUUUGAAGAAUUUUGAACAGCUGCCGAACACCUUAAGAAAUUAUGUUUCUGAAAGGAAACAAGAGCUAAGAAACUGAGAGAAUCAAGUUUCAGUUUAGUUCACCCUAUAUAGAGUGGUUUUCGUUUGAGUGUCGUAAAACCAAAACCAAAGUAAUUACUCUGGCCAAUCACAUAGGACACAGACAAUACAUUGAACCAAUCAAAACUCGAAGUAAUUACAUGUGGCUGACACAAAGCACGGGAAAAUGCAUGCGAGCGCGUCACAAUUGGCUUUGGUUUUACUUCUGAUUGGAUGAAAAGGUGGCGCGAAUCUUUUAAGCCAAUCGCAUCGUGUAGAAAGUGCAAAACCAAUUACUUUUCGACACUUAAAUGAAAACCGCUCUAAUGACCCUAACUGGAACUUAAUUCACUCCGUUUCCUUGCCUCAGUCACUAAAACUUAUUCAUCAUUUGGCUUUUGGUAGCUGUUUAGCAUUCAGCAAAAUGCUCCUGACCUACAAUGCCUGCUUCAACUGUAUGUACACUUCAAGUUUUGUGUUCUGCACAAAAUGUAAUUACCUUCUAAAACGCAACAUUAUUGUUAAAUUCCAGUGUCGUAUUGCUCUAGCCCGCAAUAAAGCUUUCUAUUAUGAGGAUUUUGUGAACAGACAUGCACGAGCAGCAGUCCCAGGCUAUUUCAGUAUUACUCAUUAAGUGUUGAUUUGCAGGGAUUUGCUUGGUGCUGCAAGAACUGGCAGUGGAAAGACAUUAGCAUUUCUCAUACCGGCUGUGGAGCUGCUGUACAAGCUAAGCUUUAAGCCCAGAAAUGGUAUGUCAAUUCAUGGAGUCUGCAUGUUUCCCUGGUAGUGAGUAGAGAACAGAAUACAAAAUUGUAUAUUUUUUCCAACGAUUCAUUGUAGGUUAUGAUUCCAGAAUGUCAUCUCAAAGUCAACUUAAGUUGGUAUAGAUCUGUGUUAAUUGCACCGUGAACAGAACCCAGACAGACAUUGAAUGCAGGCAGUUGUGCCACACAACACAGACUGACAUCUGGUCUAUUUUUGUUUUAGUUUUUGCUUUGUUUUUUUGCUACUUUAAGAAGCUGUGUCAUGAAACGUAAUAAAAUUCAAACUGAACACAAAAAUAGCUACUCAAAAUAUUAAAAGAAGGUGUAAAUACAUGUAGCACAGAAAAUACAAAAUUAAGCACAGAUGGACAGACUUGAUGAAGAUCAAAAUGGAUUGCAAUAGUAUUAUUGUGGUGUUUAAAAACUUAUUAGGCAGCCUAACAGUUUUUCAGAGUUCAUUUUCGUUGUCUGUAACAUUUGAUGUUAUGCAUGUGAGACAUAUUUGGGUGACACAAAGCUGUGAUUUUGUUGUUUACAAGUAGUUUCUUCACUGAUGUUGAGGUCCAUAGGAGAAAGUGCUGCCUUUGCAAUGACAUCUGCAAAUGGUUAGACCUUCUAGUCUUCUCAGAUAAGGAUGAAAAACCGUAGGUCCCAUCUCAGAGCACUUUCACUUAUCUGGUUCUUGUGGGAUGUGAAAGAACCCACACAACUAUUCCAAAAGAGUAGGGGAAAUAGACCCUGGUAGUGUGGUCAACCCUUUCUAGGCUGGGUGGGUUACAUGUAUCUGUAAGGACUCACUUACAUGUAAAUAAAUUGGAGCCCCACUCUGUUGCGUGUUCCACACCAUAUUAUGGUGAAAGUGAUUAAAUAAUUAACGACGCCUAAUUGGCAAUAUCAAUGAAAAAAUAAACUAGACGGCCAUGACACAGCUCCUUUAACUUGUUACAUUGAUUUUUAUUGAUUUUUACAUACAGGUACUGGAGUCAUCAUAAUUUCGCCCACAAGAGAGCUCUCCCUUCAAACAUACGGCGUUGCACGAGACUUGCUCAAGUACCAUAGCCACACAUUUGGGAUUGUAAUGGGCGGGGCCAACAGGAAGGGUGAAGCUGAACGACUACAGAAAGGAGUUAAUUUACUUAUUGCAACCCCGGGAAGAUUACUGGAUCACCUACAGGUGCGUGUUAAAUAGGCCCUUUGUAGCUUGUUAAUCACGCAGUUCAAAACUGCCAUGCCUAAAGGCAAGGGACACACUCUUGUCUAUGUAAUGAUAAAAUGUAUUACACGGGCGGGUUGCCUAAGAAACUUACAAAAUUCAGAAUAACUGUUCAAGGGGGGCAAACAGACCACAAGGAUAAAAAGAAUAAAUCAUCCAUGUAACAGUGCUUACAAAGAAAUCCUGAUGAACGGUCUGAAAGAUGGAAAUGGCGUGAUGACGGCGCAUUUUUCAUCUCAGGAAUGCGAGUCAAUACUUAACUCCAAGUUGCAAAUCAGAUUCAUCGAGGUUUUGAUUGUCAAGAAAAAAUGAUGAAUCGAUUUGCGAACACUCGUUCUUCCUAAAAGUCUUUAGUACUGUUAUGAGGUGGUGAACAUUUGUAUCCUUUUUUGAAUGAGUUAAUGCAGUGUGAAAUAUAGUGUGAAAAAAAUAGGCGGUUCUGUAUCUGUUUUACAGAAUACACAAGGAUUUAUCUUCAAAAACCUCCAGUGCCUGAUAAUAGAUGAAGCAGACAGAAUUCUUGAGAUUGGAUUCGAAGAGGAAAUGAAACAAAUUGUCAGACUUCUGCCAGGUGAAUGUCCAAAAUGUUGUUACAUAUAAAGAACUUGUGCCUGUGUUGUGUAUAUAAUAAUGUUAAUCCAGUUUGUCUUAUUCGUUGUUCUCCUAAAUACAGGUUCGUGCGUUCUGCACGAGUCUGUGAAACGCGGUUAUUGUAUAAGAAGUUGUCAUUGAUAUUUUAGUCAGUCAAUUUUGUAAAAGUUUGGUUAAGUUUCCUACAGUAGCGCAAACUAGUUCCCCCAAGCUAAUCGCUGGAUCACUGUUUAUUUAGUUCGAAGGCAGACGGUGCUGUUCUCAGCUACGCAGACGCGCAAUGUUGAAGACCUUGCGCGCGUGUCACUCAAGAAAUCUCCCCUUUACGUGGGAGUUGAUGAUGACCGAGAGACGUCAACAGUUGAAGGGCUCGAACAGGUAACGUGAAAAUGGACCUUUCUCAGCUUAUCCGCGCAUGCUACAACAACGCUGUGAGACUUGUCAGUUUUGGGCUCAUCGAUUUAGUUUUUGCAGGCUUUUAGUCAACAAGUGAGAUUACACUGAUGGACAAUAAAGUUUAAACAUAGACUGCCUUGUUGUACACGUCCGCUAUUUCUCUGUAAUUUUCUUCUUUGCUCCCCUCUCCCAAAAAGUCAAAAGUCAACUCAAUUUUCAAAUUUCAUUUUCUACAAUGUUGAAAAACAAAUUGCUUUAUGUGAAAUAGCCUUCGAAAACAGCCGUUUCUCCUCGCUCUUCGCCGCCAGGCUACAUGUAUAUAUGUGAAAGUACUGUCAAGUAGAUUUCGCUUUAAUUGGUAACACAAAGAAACUUUCAUCCACAGACUCAAAAUUUAGAACCGCCUGUAAUGACUCCAUUAUUCACUCUGAGAGUUGAAGGGUUAUUUGUAACCUUCCCGAAUUUGACAGAGGCUUACUAGCGCUUGUGAGAGUACAGUAGUCCGAACCUUUUGCUAUUGAUACGUUGUGGUUGUUGUUUUUCUUGGUUUGUUUUCGUUUGACUAAAUGAAUCGGUUCGAUGAUUCAUCAUGAGUUUCCCUUUUUAGGCCGCGUCCACACUUAUCUUGCUUGUUGGGCUAAAAUGUAACGGUCUUGACUUUUACUGAGUAUGUCUCAAUUCACGUAUAUAUUUUUAACCAUGUAUAGGGAUAUAUAGUUGUUCCUUCAGAGAAGCGUUUUCUCGUGUUGUUCACGUUCCUGAAAAAGAACAGAAACAAGAAAGUGAUGGUGUUCUUUUCAUCCUGUAACUCUGUGAAAUACCAUUAUGAACUGCUUAACUACAUCGAUCUUCCAGUCGCACAUAUUCACGUAAGUAUAUUUGAAGUACUGUCGUUUUUGCCGUACAGUGUCAGUCUUUCCAGUCGCCAAUAUCAGUUAUAAAUUCGUCUUUCAUGCUUACAAAUAUUUCUUCCCCAGGAAUCAGGGAAACUGAAAAACACUAUUGUGUAAUAAAAAUUAGCGAUAAAAAGUGACGACGUUUUGACCUCUCUUAAGUCAUUUUUAAGUGCGAUUAAAAAUUAGCAUAAAUAUAGUACAAACUGUUAAAAAUAGUUUAAAAGGUAGAAUGCCAUGAACAAUAAAAUGCAAUAAAAUAUGUCAACGAUAAGUGAUAUAAUAUUUAUGAACUGGAAAAAAAAACAAAACAAUUAAGUAAUAAUAAGGCUACUUAAACGCCAUAUAACCAAAUAAUUUCGAGCGGAUAUAGAAUCGCACUGUUUGUUUAGUAUUUGUUUCAGUUCUUUGAUAAAACGCGUUUCAAAAAACAAGGCAAUCAAAUAAAAAAAGCUUCACGAAGAUGGUAGGGAACUUACGAAACCAUGACGACAACGGUAACGUCAAAAAACAAUAGGUUCUAUGAGCAAACCAACAACCCUCGCCUAUUUUAGGACAUUUUCGUUUGUUUCUGUAGGGAAAGCAAAAACAACAGAAGCGUACCACGACAUUUUUUGAGUUCUGCAAUGCCAGUUCAGGGACCUUGUUGUGCACAGAUGUGGCUGCGCGUGGCCUGGAUAUACCGGAAGUAGAUUGGAUCGUCCAAUUUGACCCUCCCGACGAUCCCAAGGUAAGGAUCCUUCAAACGCUAUUAAGAGGUUCCUCUGUACGUUUUUCGUGAAGCGUGAUCGCGGCUAUUUUUUUUCUCUUGAAACGUGAUUUUAGGUUCUAUUUAUUCGUAAUUCGUGAUUGCGCCUCUAAAAGCAGAUUUGUGAUUAAUCGUGAAAUAACUGCAUGUCACAAUGAAUCGUGCCGUAAGGCGAACGAGCCGAUACCCUACUAUCGUGACAUGUGAAUGAAGACUUGACGUGAUUCGUGAACUAUAUUGGUUUGCGUGAACUGAUUGUUUGUAAUUUGGCCCAUUUUAAGCCGAUAUAGGCAAAGAGAUUGGCAAAAAAUGAAGUCGUAGCAUGUAAACCUGCCUUACAGCAGAUCGUUAGAAGUAUUGCCCAUACUCUAACAUUUCAUUGAGAUUUCAGAGAAAGCGAAUUACCUUUGAAGUGUUAACAGAUUAGUUGAUAGGAAACCCUAAUCCGUGAAACGUGAAUUACUUGAUUUUACUUGAAUGUGAAGGGUAUUCGUGCCGCGUGGAAAGUCUCAAAAAGUAUUUUGCAAAGGGGUGUAGGGACACCUUUAUUAAUCCAUUUGAUCUCCUAGUCUCAGUCAAAAUUGUUGGGACACUUUACUGUCUUCUUGCCCUACCAAUGUUAGUCUGAAAGAUUUGAUGAGUUAACUGCGAUAAACAACAUUGGGAGGUCGAGGAGAAGGGUCAGAAGUAAAAAACAGCCUUCGGUGGAAGUACCCCAACUAUUUUCCUUCUAUGUAGCCUUUGAGACCGACGAAGAUACAAAACAUUCCCGUUUAAAAUCAUUUGUCAUACCAUAUGCUUACUAUUACUGUAAGUUGCUCCAACGUUACAGUUUCAUUCCUGAACUUUUAACUCCGCACUUUUCAUGGCACAAUCUUUCUUUGUGGCCUUAUGAGAGUCUCAUAGAGCCUCAUAAGGCCACAUACAAGGACGUUGCGUCCAGAGUCAGACCUGAAACGAAACCCUAUCCGAGACCGUCAUGCCAUAUGCUAUCUCUCUUAUAGGAAUACAUUCACCGUGUUGGUCGGACAGCACGUGGGAAUGAAGGGCGCGGUCAUGCCUUACUUCUCCUAUUACCAGAGGAACUUGCAUUUUUGAGAUAUCUCAAGCAGGCUAAGGUCAGUGGAACAAAACAAAGCUUUGGUAAAAAAGGCCUGGUCUUGAAGGCUACUAAGAUCAUCUACUACAGUUCUCUUAUGCAAAAAGGUGAACCCAUUUCGUACUUAACCCCGCAUUGACUUGAGGGACCGUUAAACGCUUUUUAUACUUAGGAGUAGUAAAUGUUUCUGAACUUGACAAGGGUCUAAGUUUAAAACCGUUUUCGUUUAAAAAACAAACAAACAAACAAAACAAAACAUUCUUUUCGAAAUGACAGAAAAUGAAGAAGACAUGAAAAGAAAAAUAUCUAUGUUCUGCAAAUUAAAGAAGGUGAGGAAGAGGUGAAAUGCAAGGCCAGCAAUCGCUACAAAACUAGCUCAUCUCUAAGCGGCCUUGCAAUGUUCUAUUAGUUUUAUAAACACAAUUACAAUACCAAACCAUUUCAGUUUAAUAUUUUUUUGCUGCGAAAGGCCGAUUUUUAGCCAUAGGAACGGUGAUCUUUUCACGUGCGAAGAUAUGUUCUUUUCACGUGGUGAAGAUGUCAUGCUCCUUUCGUAUGUUCUUUUCACCUGCGUAGAGAUGUUCUUUUUAGGUGCGAAGAUAUCGUGUUCUUUUCACUUGUAAACAUAUCAUGUUUUCGCGCGUAUGUUCACCUUCUACGUCAUUGGUGUUUCGCAAACAUCUCUAUAGUAAGCGACAAAGGUACACGACAAAGUGGUCGCUUACGGGAGGUGGUAGUCUACGGCAAAAAUCAACAUAAAGAAGCUCAAACUGAACUUAUUGACGUAAUUAUAUAAAGUUAAUUACUUUGCAAGCUAAAACUUAGCCAAAUAGACAACUGGCAAGUCGCAAUAAUGUUUCACAUUGCCUAGCUCUUGAAACUGUUGAAGCUUUGAACAUAACAUUUAGCAUCAAUUUUACGACCACCGUUUUAACGUACGGAUCAUAUGACAGCCAUCUUUUUUGUAAGCCAACUGCUAUAAAUCUGUCAGCCCGCUUGGUCGACGCUUUUAAAAACUGAACUUUUGUGACAUUCGAGCAAUGGUCUUCUGUCAAUCAUGCGUGAUCAUUCCUGGUCGUCGCUUACGAGAAGUGGUCGCUAUGAUAGAUUUGACCGUAUAAUAAAUGCCUUCACCAUUUUUACCAUUGAAACAGAACCACAGAUUCUCAUUUCUUUUAGGUACCUCUCAACGAAUACGAUUUUUCAGCCUCAAAAAUUUACAACAUUCAGUCACAGGUAAGCUUGCUUUUUAGCGUUGUUUUUGAAAUUCAGUUUUGAGUUGACACUUUUUCCAAAUUAGGAGAGUGAACAGCUCGGCGAGUUUAAAACCUGUUUCCAAUGCCCUGUCCGCAGGCAUCCGGGUAUUUUUGAAAACGGAGAUGUGUGUCCGCACGUAAGCGGCGUUUUCAAGAACCAAAAAGGCAGGUUUUCGAAAACGGUCUCCAGAGUUGAGUUUUUGAAAACGUCGGCUUACCGUUUUCGUUUGAACGGACGAAAACGGAGGUUUUCGAAUACGAUGAUUUCAUACAUCAUAGAGGACAUGGCCUGUGAGGGAUGCCAUCGUAUUUCCAUUGCUUUGGUGUUAACGUGUGGACGGGCGAAAACGAUUCUAAUACGCUCCGUGCGGACGGAUAUUUCUUUUCGAAAACAGAGAAAAAAAUUCUUCGUUUUCAAAAAUAUACGGAUACGUGUGGACAGGGCCUGAAAUGGCAAAGAAAACAUACAAAGGUCUAUUGCAUUUAAGUUUUCACCUAAAAGUAUUUUUUGUUAAAUUUGGUUUUCACGAGGCUUAAAACAGUUGUAUUUUCUUUCGUAGUUAGAAAAGUUGAUUGAAAAAAACUAUUACCUACACAAAUCAGCGCGGGAAGCUUACAGAUCGUACCUUCAGGCAUACGCUUCUCACCAACAUAAGAACAUCUUCAACGUGAACGCGCUGGAUCUUCAACGAGUGGCUCCUGCAUUUGGUUUUACUGUUCCACCACGUGUUAAUCUUAGUAUCCUUUAAGGAGUAUUUGGUUUUCAUCUUUCUCUCUUCCCUUUAUAGUUUGAAGAGGAGGUUUGUAUUAAUUUAAAGAAUGUGUUACACGUAAUUAGGCCGGAGCGCUAAGUACAGCUAAAUCUGCAUGCUAGUGUGCAAAUCGAACAAGCGUGCAACUGAAAACUCUUCUAUUAAAGCCCCUUUAAAUUAAGUAGGCGCCAAUUUCAGUGUUUAUUUUAGAUACUACUUAACAGCAACGCCUCGUUAACAAGAAAAAUAGGAUCAAUUAGGUUUCUGGGAAACUGCCCACCUACCCCUCCCCUUAGCCAACAUUAACACUUAUUUCUCACUUAGGACAAAAUGUUGGCCUAGGGGAGGGGUAGGUGGUCAGUUUCUCAGAAACCUAAAUUGAUCCGGAAAAUAGUUACAGUUAGCUCCUUAACCCACUGUAAUAGACGUCCACAGCAGCAAAGGCCAGCGAAUACAGAAACGGGGCGGAGGUGGAGGGUUUGGCGCCGGAUACAGAAGUGCUAAACUACAACAAAAAUCUAAGAUAUUUAACAAAAAGAAGAAAGCGGAUGCAAGACAGUUCAGCCGAUGAGGCAGGGGUGGAAGUGGAUAACCGAGUCUGAAAAGGAAAACACGAACGAAUGUUUUAGCACGAAGAGUUAUCUAUCGCUGAUUAAAAACUCCUUCUCUGUGCCUGCUGUUUACGUGGAAAUUGAAGAGGUUUUUUUAGCAGCUCGAGGCUUUCAAUUAACAAUUUGCUCAUGUGCUAAGUAUUCAUGGAAAUAAUGUUCGAGGCAUCACAUUCGUUCUCAUCUUGUCUCUAACCGAUAUUUGGUCAAGGUUCUAUCAAAUUGUUACCCUUUCAACAUGAUGUCGAGACUC